This is a messenger RNA of Electrophorus electricus (electric eel), 1711 nucleotides long. It is a transcript of the gene btr33, whose product is annotated as bloodthirsty-related gene family, member 33. The record is from RefSeq and is a predicted model, not a curated record. Lineage: Eukaryota; Metazoa; Chordata; Actinopteri; Gymnotiformes; Gymnotidae. Gene Ontology annotation, molecular function: protein binding; zinc ion binding.
CAGCACCUGCUGAUGCCUGCACGCUCCUGAACUAAGCCAUGUCAUCGCCGGUUUCUCUGCUAUCUGAGCAGCUGUUCCAGUGUCCGGUAUGUCUGGAUAUUUUCACUCAGCCGGUCUCCCUCCCCUGUGGACACACCUUCUGCCUCUCCUGCAUCCAAACCCAGUGGAUAACAACCGGUUCCCCUCACUGCCCCAAAUGCUCAGCGGUCUUCCGCGCGCCGCCGGAACUUUGUGAGAACUCCUUUGCUGGUGAGAUGGUCCGGAAGAUUCGGGAGCAGAGGAGGAAAAUCCCAGCGUCGGCUUGUGAUCUGUGCCCUGCGGUGAAGCCGUCGCCUGCCGUAAAGUCCUGCUUGGUGUGUUUGAUGUCGUACUGCGAGGAGCAUGUUAUUUCUCACGCCGCGCGCUUCAGCAAGCACACGCUGGUGCAGCCUUGGCGCCCUCUGGAGGAGAGGAUUUGCAGGACGCACGAAAGGCCGCUGGAGCUCUUCUGUAGAUACGAUCAGACCUUUGUGUGUGUGUUGUGCAUGGAUACAGAACAUUACUCACAUCACGCCAUUACAGUGGAGAGAGAGUGGGCAGACAGGAAAACCAAACUGUUGAAAACCCAGUCAGAUAUCCAGCAGAUGAUUCAAGAGAGGAUGCAGAAGACCAAUGAAAUUAAACACUCUGUACAGAUACGAAGAGAAAACACAGACAGAGAGAUUGCAGCCAGUAAGGAGGUCUUCAGUGCUCUGGUGUGCUGCAUUGAGAGGAGCCAGACUGAGGUGCUGAAGGUGAUGGAAGAGAAGCAGAAAGCAGCAGAGAGGCAGGCCGAGGUGCUCAUCAGACAGCUGGAGAUGGAGGUCACGAAGCUAAAGGCUAAAGAGUCAGAGCUGAAACAGCUCACUUGCUCAGAGGACUACUUCCAUCUCCUACAGGUGGUUCCUUCUCUGAGUCUUGCUCCCUGUGUUAAUGACUGGAGUCAGACCACGAUUAGCACCAGGCAAGGCUUGGACCUGCUGAGAAGAGCUGUAUUGCAAUUAAAAGAAGUAUUGAAGACUCAAAUACAAAAUAUCACUGCCAGAGAGCUUGAGUCAGUCACUCAAUAUGCAGUGGAUUUGACCCUUGACCCCAGCACAGCAAACCCUUGGCUGGUGGUGUCACCAGAUGGGAAGCAUGUGAAAGAUGGGAACGUGGAGCAAGAUGUUCCCAACAUUCCCCAACGUUUCGACACGGCACCAUGUGUCCUCGCGCGAGAACCUCUCUCCGGGGGGUGCAGCUACUGGGAAGUGGAAGUGGCCAAUAAGACGGCUUGGGAUCUAGGAGUAGCCAAGGAAUCAGUCGGCAGAAAGGGCCUGGUCACUCUGAGCCCGCAGGAUGGCUAUUGGGCUAUUUGUCUGAGAAGGGGGCGGGAAUACCGAGCAUGUGACCGCGAAUCAGUGCUGCUCUCACUGUGUCCACAGCCACAGAGGAUUAGUGUGUUCGUGAAUUACGAGGAAGGCCAAGUGUCAUUUUAUGACCCAUUAUCUGGUGUGCAUAUCUACUCCUUUACAGGGCAGUGCUUCAGUGAAAAACUGCUGGCUUUUUUCAACCCUGACAUGAAUGAAUCAGGAAAUAACAAAGCUCCUCUGGUCAUACGAUCCGUUAGUCGCCAGGCCCCUACUGCUUAUGAUGGUGUAAUGAUAUGAAGCCUGGCUGUUUAUAUCUGUUUCAACAAAUGAGCUGUGUCGUA